CUCAGCUGCAUCUGCCAGAGCUCAUACCAGGCUUAAAACACCCAAAUCCAUUUCAUUUCCAGGUUGGGGUCUUUAAUUCCCUCUUGUUUCUUUCUAAUUCAUCCAGCUUUUUAGAUCAACUCGUUGUUCCAGAGUAUUACGGCAAUGAUUGCACCUAUUGCUGUAGCUUUGACUGUAGGUCUUCUGGGAUGGGCUUACCAGGCAUUAAAGCCACCCCCUCCAAGGAUUUGUGGCUCAGCAGAUGGGCCACCUGUAACUUCUCCCAGAAUUAAGCUUGAUGAUGGAAGGCACUUGGCUUACAGGGAAGCUGGAGUUCCCAGGGAAGAGGCCAAGUACAAAAUUGUUGUCAUUCAUGGCUUUGACAGCUCCAAAGAUCUGAAUUUGCCCACAUCUCAAGAACUUAUAGAGGAACUGAGGAUCUAUUUCCUCUUCUUUGACAGAGCGGGUUACGGAGACAGUGAUCCGAAUCCAUCGCGCUCGGUGAAGAGCGAAGCAUAUGAUGUUCAGGAACUAGCUGAUAAGUUGCAGAUUGGCUCCAAGUUCUAUGUGAUUGGGAUCUCGAUGGGAGCAUACCCUGUUUACAGUUGCUUAAAAUACAUACCUCAAAGGUUGGCAGGAGCUUCGCUUGUUGUUCCAUUUGUCAACUAUUGGUGGCCUCGUCUUCCUGCAAAUUUAUUGAAAGAGGGAUUCAGUAGGUUGCUUGCACAAGACCAAUGGUCAUUCCGAGUUGCUCAUUAUACCCCUUGGUUGUUCUACUGGUGGAUGUCCCAGAAAUGGUUCCCUUCAUUAAGCAUGUUGGCCGGAAACUUGACGAUUUUCAGCCCAAGUGAUUUAGAGGUCUUGAAGAAGUGGUCCGAGGCUCCAAGCGUUGGUCAGGAGAAGAUUCGGCAGCAAGGUGUUUACGAAUCUCUGCAUCGUGACAUUAUGGUCAGUUAUGGAAAAUGGGAAUUCGAUCCGUCCGAUCUCGUUAAUCCUUUUCCUAACAAUGAGGGCUCGGUCCAUAUUUGGCAAGGUUAUGAAGACAAAAUCAUUCCAUUUCAGGUAAGUCGUUAUAUCUCCGAAAAACUUCCUUGGAUUCGUUAUCAUGAGGUUCCUGAUGCCGGGCACUUUCUGAUUUUCGAGAGAAAAAACUGUGAAGUGGUUAUACAUGAACUUAUGAAGAUGUGAGAUCCCAGUAUUUGUGCAUAUAUUAUUUAGUGAUAUGUUCUAUGUUUUGCAUGAGUGUUUUAUGGGACCAAGUUGAGAUCGUUCAUUUAUGAAAUGCAUGAUGCUCUUGCAGAAAUUUAGUGAAAGAAGCAAUAUAUAUAUGUGUGUAUUUUACACUGAAA
Molecule: messenger RNA, 1328 nt
Organism: Hibiscus syriacus
Lineage: Eukaryota; Viridiplantae; Streptophyta; Magnoliopsida; Malvales; Malvaceae
Exons: 5
Coding region: 145-1167 (340 amino acids)
Source: RefSeq, a predicted model, not a curated record